AUUUAAACGGCGCUUAUGAGAAUUGAAUUGAUGUCAAACUUAAUUUACGUAAUUUCAUUCUUUUAUUCACUCACUAUUCUCCCAUCUUUUUUUUAAAUAUGAAAAACUUCUGCUUUAGAAGGUCGAUUCCCGAUGAUGAAUCCUAUCAGGAAUAUAAUCAUAAUAAUACGUUUCUAGUACCCGAAAUUGAAAGACAAAUUUCUCAAAACAUGUACAUGUCAAAUCUAUGGAAAUCAAAUUUCUCUUCCCCAAUCGAACAAAAGCUCAAAGUUGGAGGAUAUAGGAUUCUGGACGUCGGAUGCGGUUCAGGGACUUGGCUACUCGAAUUAGCUAGGAUGUACCCUAACAAUGAAUAUUACGGCGUUGACGUAACUCCGUUAUUUCCAACUGAUAACUUACCAGGAAACAUCCGAUUUUUUAUUGUAAAUGUACUUUAUGACCUUCCUUUCGAAACAUUUACAUUCGAUUUCGUUCAUCAACGGCUUCUGGUUCGAGAUUUUAACACUAAACAGUGGAAAAACAUUAUUGGAGAAUUGGCAAGGGUCACAAGACCGUACGGAUUCAUCGAGAUAAUGGAAAUGGACCUAGCUCCUUAUUGCCAAGGUCCAACUACAAAAAAGUUGUUCGAAGCGUUCCUCUCAGCAAUGCACACCAGAGGUAUUAGUCCCAUUAUCAAACCAUUAUUGCAAAGAAUGUUGAAAUCUAAUAGAAGCCUCUUUAAUGUAAGAACCGAAGCAAAAAUAUGUCCUAUCGGAGAAUGGGGCGGAAUCAAGUAUUUAGAGAUUGGAUUACCAAUUUUUAAGUUGAUGAAAAGGAAUAACCUUGAAUUUAUGAGUAUCACUCCGACCGAGUACGAUAAGUUACUCCGAACUUAUGAAAGAGAAGUUUAUGAAUAUGAAACUUUUAUAAAAACAUAUAGAUUUUAUGCUCAACGAAUCCAGCCUAGUUUUUAUCGACAAUCUUACAUUUCUAAUAUCGGCUUUUCGAAAAUAUAA
This is a messenger RNA of Rhizophagus irregularis DAOM 181602=DAOM 197198, 995 nucleotides long. RefSeq lists its product as uncharacterized. Gene Ontology annotation, molecular function: methyltransferase activity. NCBI's taxonomy places the organism in Eukaryota, Fungi, Glomeromycota, Glomeromycetes, Glomerales, Glomeraceae. The record is from RefSeq and is a predicted model, not a curated record.